Messenger RNA from Choloepus didactylus (southern two-toed sloth), 3532 nucleotides. RefSeq names its product SWI/SNF related, matrix associated, actin dependent regulator of chromatin, subfamily a like 1 (gene SMARCAL1). The record is from RefSeq and is a predicted model, not a curated record. Gene Ontology annotation, molecular function: ATP binding; ATP-dependent chromatin remodeler activity. Gene Ontology annotation, biological process: DNA repair; replication fork processing. The coding region runs from base 345 to 3101 and encodes 918 amino acids. Gene Ontology annotation, cellular component: nuclear replication fork. The transcript is spliced from 19 exons. Lineage: Eukaryota; Metazoa; Chordata; Mammalia; Pilosa; Megalonychidae.
CCCUUGUCCAGGCCUGGGCCCGGCAAUAAGGCAGGCAAACUGGUAGCGCUCGAAAAUCUUCUCCAGACCGUCCAGCCGGAAGUGUAAUCGGGUUGGAGAAGGCUCUGAAGCCGCGCCUGGGGUCGGGGUGGGCUACAAAUGCGGCUCGCGAUCUAGGCUCACGGGGUGAGACGGUAGACCUGGAGGAAGGCGGCAGAGGCGGACGAGACCAAAUGCCAGCCUGGAGGAGGGAGUGGACCAGAAGAAGGGUUGGAAACAGGCGAUUUUUAGCAAGUGUCACGCCAUGCUUUUUCUGAAUUUCCGAUUAAACGUUGACGUUCCUGCAUACGCAUUUCCCAGUUAAAAUGUCCUUGCCCCUUACAGACGAGCAGAGAAAAAAGAUUGAAGAGAAUCGACAAAAGGCUCUGGCCCGUAGAGCUGAGAAAUUGUUAACAGACCAGUGUCAGAGCAAACACCGGGGCUCCUCCACUGCCGCCAACCCUUCCCAGUCCAAGCAGGGCCCUUCCCAGAACCUCCCGAGGGAUCCUUCUACACCAGCGAACCAUGGUGUCGUUUUCAAGCAACAGAAUCCCAGUAAUUCAUCUCAUGGUAACCAGAGACCUCAAAAUUCCCCCAGUUUUCAUCUCAGCACCCCAGAGCAGGCAAAGGGGAUAUGGAAGAGGCAAGAAGAGAUGCCCACCGCUGGUGCCAACUGCAGUCCACCAAGUCAAUCGACUCUCACCGGGAUCUCCCCUCCCCUGGCACAAAGUCCUCCCAAGGUCCCCAGCCUGCAGCUUUUGGGUUCUGAGUUAGCUCAAGGCCAUUUUCAGGCGGCACAGAAGAACAAAUUGAUACCCUUUGCUAAUACAGUUCAUGAGCCUUGGGCUGGAGCAAAGAGUUCCCAGGAGACGGCAGCUUCUUCCCCUGGGCAGCCCCCCAAGGAUUCUGAAUUACUGGCUGAGACUGUGAGACCCUCUGCCUCGGGGCAGAACCUUUCUGAUGUCCCUUAUGGUGCAGGUGUCAUGGCCAGAACAAAAGGCAAACUCCUGCAGAAUCUGGGGGCAUCAUCCCAAAAAGUGGUAAACUCCCAGAAGGGAACCUGCAUAAGGAAUGGAGACCGUUUCCAGGUGAAGAUCGGGUACAACGCAGAACUCCUUGCUGUGUUUAAGAGUCUGCCCAGCAAAAGUUAUGAUGCUGCCACCAGGACCUGGGACUUCAGCAUGACUGACUACAGUACCCUGAUGAAAGCAGCCCAGAGCCUCUCCACGGUCACCCUGCAGCCCCUGGAAGGGGCCGAUGGCAGCAGGGAGUUGCCGUCCACCAGCAGCGUGGUGCAGCCCCGCCUUCCUUCAGCUCCGUCCCUUGCCUUUGUCCAAGGGCGAUGCAUGCUCAUCUCCCGGGCUCGCUUUGAGGCAGACAUUGGCUAUUCAGAGGACCUGGUUGCACUGUUUAAACAGAUGGAUUCCAGACAAUAUGAUGUCAAGACCAGGAAGUGGAACUUUCUCUUAGAAGAGCACAAUAAACUAAUUCAGUGGGUGCGCCACCUCCCGCAAGUUCAGCUGGAGCCUCUGCCCAAGACACUCAUCCAGGCUUUUGCAUCUCAACUUGAGAAGACGUCCCUUCAUCUGACUGCAGAUGUCCCUGAGGCAGACCUUUCUGGAGUGGACCCCAAGCUCGUGUCUAGUCUGAUGCCCUUUCAGAGAGCUGGAGUCAAUUUUGCCAUAGCAAAAAGAGGCCGCCUGCUCCUUGCUGAUGACAUGGGCCUGGGAAAGACCAUCCAAGCUAUCUGUAUAGCAGCCUUUUACCGGAAGGAGUGGCCGCUCCUGGUGGUGGUCCCGUCAUCUGUGCGCUUCACCUGGGAGCAGGCCUUCCUUCGGUGGCUGCCGUCUCUGACCCCAGACUGCAUCAAUGUCGUGGCGACCGGCAAGGACCGCCUGACAGCUGGCUUGGUCAACAUUGUCAGUUUUGACCUUCUUAGCAAGUUGGAAAAACAGCUAAAAACCCCUGUUAAAGUUAUAAUCAUUGAUGAAUCUCACUUCCUCAAAAACAUUAAGACUGCACGCUGCCGAGCAGCUAUGCCCCUCCUGAAGGUUGCCAAGAGGGUGAUCUUACUGUCAGGCACUCCAGCCAUGUCCCGGCCUGCAGAGCUCUACAAUCAGAUCAUUGCAGUGAAGCCAACUUUCUUCCCUCAGUUUCAUGCCUUUGGACUUCGCUACUGUGACGCCAAGCGGCAUCCCUGGGGAUGGGAUUACUCUGGCUCCUCCAACCUCAGGGAGCUGAAACUCCUGCUGGAGGAAGCCGUCAUGUUGCGACGCCUCAAGUCCGACGUCCUUUCCCAGCUCCCUGCCAAGCAGCGCAAGAUGGUGGUGGUUGCCCCCGGACGGAUCGGUGCCAGGGCCAGAGCUGCCCUGGAUGCCGUGGCCAAGGAAAUGACCAGCAAGGACAAGACCAAGUUGCAGCAGAAAGAAGCCCUCAUUCUCUUCUUCAACAGAACAGCUGAAGCUAAAAUCCCAUCUGUCAUUGAAUAUAUCCUGGACCUACUGGAAAGCGGAAGAGAGAAGUUUCUUGUGUUUGCACACCAUAAGGUGGUUCUGGAUGCAAUUACGAACGAGCUUGAGAGAAAGCAGGUACAGCACAUCCGCAUCGAUGGCUCCACCUCCUCGGCCGAGCGGGAGGGCCUGUGCCAGAAGUUCCAGCUGUCCGAGAGGCAUGCCGUUGCCGUGCUGUCCAUCACCGCAGCCAACAUGGGCCUCACCUUCUCCUCGGCUGACUUGGUGGUGUUUGCUGAGCUGUUUUGGAACCCUGGGGUGCUGAUCCAGGCUGAGGACCGGGUGCACCGCAUUGGACAGACGGGCUCCGUGGGCAUCCACUACCUUGUGGCGAGAGGCACGGCUGACGACUACCUUUGGCCCCUGAUUCAGGAGAAGAUUAAAGUUCUGGGUGAAGCCGGGCUUUCUGAGACCAAUUUUUCAGAAAUGACAGAAGCCACUGAUUACCUCUGCAAGUCGAGGCCCCCUGUUCCAUGUUUUCUGGAAGUGUCAGUUGGAGUGAAGAAAACCCAGGCCCAUCUCAUCCAGCUCCUGUCCCUGCCGUCAAUUGUCAGUGGAAGAGCUGAGAAAUAGAGAAGAGAUGCUGUCUCCAUAUCACUGUCUGUAUUACAUUCUUCUUGUCUGUGGACCUUGAUGCUUUCCGAAGCUCUUUUUAGUUGAAAUUUAAACUGCAAAGGAGAUUUUAAAAAAAGGCCAACUAUAAAUUUUUACCCCAUCCUCUCACUCCACACCAAGUAAUGGAUUACCAAUGUAAAAAAUGACUUGAAAAAUCAAAGGGGGUUAACUGGAGCAGGCUCUCACACCUGGGUUUUAUUUCAGAUGUGUGUUUUCCUGUGGGGUCUCAGUGGAGGAAUUGGAUUUCUAAUCAUGGCAGAAAGUGAGGAGAAGCUUACAAGUCAGAGUCUUCUGUAUUGUGACAGCCAAAAGUUAUUUGAUUUUGCAACACCUUCUGCCCACAUUUUUUCCUCUAUUCAACUUACUUUAUUACCAGAUACACUUCCUCA